AUGCCACCCAACUUGCUGCUGCUGAAGCGGUGGCUCGUGGGAGCCGGCAUCAUCAUUGUGUUGCUCCUUCUUUUUCGAGAAGAAUUACCGACGGUGACGGACCUGCGCGGCAGUCAGAUUGACCGGGAUGGCUUCGUCUCCAGGACCGAGAUGAUGGCUGUUGUCCGGGAGUGGCAGAAGCGCGAAAGAAUAAGGAAGAUUGUCGGGCUUGUCUUUUAUCAGAAGCGGCAGCAGGCGUCCAUCCUGGACUGCUAUCUCAAGCAGCGGGAUCUGGCCAAGAACGGCGGCGUCCUGGACCAGGUUAUCUGGCUGCGGCAAACCGACGAUGCGCGCGACGUGGAAUUUCUCGACAAGCUUGUCCGGUCGGAGACGCACUACUCCUGGCGCAACCAGGAGGGGAGCGACGCCAGCGCCUACGACGGAAUCCAAGACGACCUGCUGUACAUCCAAAUCGACUCGGGUAUUGUCUACAUGGAGAAUGAAACCAUCUUGUCCAUGGCGCACACGAGGGCCAUGCGACCCGACUUCUACCUCGUUUCCGCAAACGUCGUCAACCAACCUCUGAGCAGCUGGCUUCACCUGAGCCUCGGGGCCGUGAAGCCGUAUUUGCCCGACAACGAGACAUGGACGCCUGUUGAAGCCGAGUCGGGGGUUAUGAACUGGCGCCCGUCUCGGCUGCCGUCUUGGCGAGGGCCGCCCGAUUUCGACGUGGCCAAAUGGAACCCCCCGGCAGGCCGACAGCAUCUCUGGCUGCCGGUCACGGGCAAGACAGAUCAUCUCCUCCACAAUACGCCCAUUGUCCACACCGUCUACGAUGCCUACAAGGACCAGGGAAGCUGGAAGUGGAUGGCUGCCGCCCAGCAGCAUUACAGCCUGCUCGAGAAUCUGGAAAGGGGGGAGCUGUCGAAGUACAAGUUUCACCUGUGGAACUAUCAGGAACUCGGCAUGGGCACCCAGCUUGUGGCCAUGACCGGGAAAGACAUCAAUGCCGCCAAGCCGAUUGGGGCUGCUGCCGAGAGACAUUUCGCCGUGACGAUGCCGCGAAAAAUAGGUCGACGUAAGUGA
This is a messenger RNA of Metarhizium robertsii ARSEF 23, 1065 nucleotides long. RefSeq lists its product as uncharacterized. The record is from RefSeq and is a predicted model, not a curated record. The transcript is spliced from 3 exons. The coding region runs from base 1 to 1065 and encodes 354 amino acids. NCBI's taxonomy places the organism in Eukaryota, Fungi, Ascomycota, Sordariomycetes, Hypocreales, Clavicipitaceae.